Messenger RNA from Halichondria panicea, 5577 nucleotides. Its product is annotated as protein MON2 homolog. The transcript has 33 exons. NCBI's taxonomy places the organism in Eukaryota, Metazoa, Porifera, Demospongiae, Suberitida, Halichondriidae. The coding region runs from base 106 to 5385 and encodes 1759 amino acids. The record is from RefSeq and is a predicted model, not a curated record.
AGGCAGGCCCAUCAACCUUUGACCUCUCAAACUAAGACCGUUCUCCCUUUUUCUCUGCACUGUACUGUACUGUACAUCGUCUACUAUAGUUGCUGCAUCUGUGAGAUGGCCUCUUUGGGAGAUAGAGGGGUCAGCUCAAGAAGGGCCCAGGAUGGGGAGGGACAAUUGCUGAGAGAGCUAGUCCGUUCUCUGAGAAGUGAUCUGAAUAUGCUCUCCAAUGAGGCCAAAAAAAAGCUACCAGCUGUCAAAGAAGCUGCUGAGAGAAGUGCUAUGAAGCUGAAGACCAUGUCAGAGGCAAAAGGAUUCUCUCUGAAAGUUCUUGCCGAGUCCGAUGAUGUGAUCCAUCCACUCCUGUUUGCGUGCGAGACCAAGAGCUUGACGUUGGUUAAGAUAGCCCUCUUCUCACUGCAGAGACUCAUUCAAAACAAGGCCGUACCUCGGAAAAGUGUCCAGUCGAUUGUGGCGACGCUGCGAGUAUUGAUGGUGUCAGGUGUCGAGGAGCUCAAGAUCUUGCAGACCAUACUCCUACUGGUCUCUGUCACUGAGGUCGUGCAAGGGAAAGACCUCACCAAGGUUCUGGAGCUGUGUUUCCAGCUGUACGGGUCGAAAGAAUCGAGUGUCCGCAAUACUGCAGGGGUGGCCAUUCGACAGAUCGUCUUCUCUCUAUUUGAGCGUCUGGACAAUCUCGUGGAGGAGGAGGGUGUGAGUGCAGUGGGUGGGGCUACCAAUCAGCUUCCGACACAAGCUAACGAUGCGUACCUCCUCUUUCAGGACAUAUGUUUCCUAACAAAUGGAGACCCCCCGGCUUGGUUGCCCGGGUCAGUGGACUUGGAACUGUCAUUGGGGUUAGAGCUACUGGAGGCCGUGCUAUCUGGACAUAGCAAGGUCUUUGUCAAGGAGAAAUUGUUCAACCAGCUGCUAACUGAGCGAGUAUGUCCCCUGGUCAUCAAGCUCUUCUCUCCGUCCAGCAAGUAUCGCCAUGCCAGCCCAUCCCCUGUCGCAGCUGCUCUCCUUGCUGCCGAUAAACCGACCUUUGCACUCUUUGUCCGCUUGCUUCGGAUAUUGAAUGUUCUCAUACGAGAGUUCUUCUCUUGUCUGGUGACCCAAUGUGAGAUCUUUCUAAGCAUGUUGGUACGGUUCUUGGACCCUGACAAGCCACAGUGGCAGCGGACCCUCGCUGUGGAGGUCCUCUUCUCAUUCUGUAAUGACCCGUACCUGCUCAAGUCUUUCUGUGAGCGUUAUGACAUGCAGGAGCACUCGUCACGCAUAUUUGGAGACAUCAUCGAUGCUCUGGGCAGCUGUAUUCAACACAGCUUCACCUCCCAACCUUUACCAGUACAGCUACCAUUUGGAAUUACGUCAUCAUCUUCAACGAGUGUUGCUAAUAAUAGUAACAGUGCUCUUCCAUCAGCCGGAGGCAUGAAUGUUAGCAGUGGCAGACAGCUGCACUUGUUUAGUAUCCGUGGCAACAAUAUUCAAGUGGAGGUGCUCCCAAAGUCAGCACACACCAAGCCUAUAUAUCUUGAGAUGUUGGACAAGUCUGAUGUCCCGCUGAUAGUAGAGGGGUAUCCCCUAGUGGUUGCCAUGAACGCACUGCUCUAUGCCAUCAAGAGUGUGUCCCUGGUCAUUUGUGACAGGAUCACAUCUCGGGCAACCACGCCCCCUCCCACAUCAAACGCUUCUGAUGGUGUGAAGAGCACCAUGCUAAAGUCCUCCUGGUCUGGAGUACUGGCUGCACUCGCUCUGCUACUAGACACUUGUGCUGAUGAGCAGACGACUAAUAAGAUACUGUCCGCAAAUACCACAUACAUCAACCUGUGUGGUCGUCUACAAAUGACCUCUCCCCGAGACGCCUUCCUCACCUCACUUUGCAAGGCUUCUCUUCCGCCCAAAUACCUCAUGAGUCUUAUCACUCAGCGAUCUAAACACCCCGAACCUAGAAAAUCAAAUUCUAAAACAGGACAAAGCAGCAGUUCUGAAACCAGUGUGACUGGUUCUCCCGAGAAUCGAGCUCCACCUUCGCAUAUUGCCGGGACAACUGUUGGAGGUCAAAGGUUAAUACAAGAGCCACCUAGGAGUGGUGAUUUUGGAGCGAGGCGAAAAUUGCAUUUAUCAGAGGGAUCUGGUGUUGGGCGUGGAGGUGGUGAGGGUGUGGGGAGUGAGACCAGUGGAGGGGGCGGCACUCCAACGAUGCCUGUUAGGAAUCUGGGCAGUGGGAACUCGGGAGUUAAAGAACAGCAGCAGUCAGGAUUGGUAUCGGUCAAGAAUCUCCAGUGCAUGAACAGUUUGCUAGAGAUAGUGGAUCUCUAUGGCAACGUGUUGGACACAGCCUGGCCGCUGUUACUCAAUGCUCUACAAUACAUAUUUGAGAUAUUUGGACUUCGACCUCUAGCCAGCGGAGGUUUCAAGCAGAGUGGCAUUGCGGACAAUUCUGCCCUGUCGCUGGUGAGUGUCGAGAAGAAGACUGACAUCUCUUCUCUGACAGAGAAACUGAACUCACUCUUCAAGUCAUCUCAGAAACUGAGAGACACCACGGUAACGAGCAUGAUAACCUCCCUCUGUCAUUUGUCUGACAAUGCCAUGGCCUCACCGAACCCCAGGGAGGUUGGAUUGUUCCCUGUGGCAGCCCUCCUAGAAAUGGGUGUGGCCAACACCCCUCAGCUUUCCCUCACCUGGACCCCCAUCACCACUCACAUUACAAAGGUGUGUUCUCAUGGUGAUCCCACGUUGAGGGUGUUUGCUGCUGAAGCACUGACCACUCUUAUCAGAUCAGCACUGGAGACAACCUCUAAGGAGGACAUCAAACUCAUGAUGCUGUCUCCACUCAAGUAUUUGACUAAAAUCCCCUUCCCUGAUGUCAGACAAAAACAACUGGAGUGUGUUGCACAGGUGCUUCAGUCUACGCAGCAAAGCCUUCAGUCCAGCUGGCCCAUCCUUCUGGAUGUCAUCAGAUCAGCCACUGACUUGCAAAGUGAAUCACUAGUCCGCACCGGGUUUUCAAGUCUCCAGCUGGUGAUGGCUGACUUCCUCCCUACCCUACCCCCCUCCUGUGUUCCUGUCUGCGUCGAGGUUGGAGGUCAGUACGGCUUGCAGAAAAUGGAUAUCAACAUCUCAUUGACAUCUGUGGGACUGCUGUGGAAUAUGGCGGACUAUCUCUAUCAGAACCGGUCCUCUCUUCAAACCUCACUAGAGGCUCUCCGUUUCGACACUGAUAAAACCAGGCAGACUGGUCAAGAGAACCAGACCCCCGUCUUGACGUUCUAUAAGACCCUGCAGAAUCCUUCACUACCUGUGUUUGAUUCUGUUUGGUUGAUGCUUUUCAAGUACAUGUCUGAGCUGUGUGUGGAUGAGCGAGCUGCCGUGCGUAAGAGUGCCUGUCAGACUCUAUUCUCCACUUUGUCGGCUCACGGCUCACUCUUACAGAGCACCACUUGGACAGAUGUUCUGUGGCAGGUGUUGUUCCCACUGUUGGAUGGUGUUACCCAGGCGACAUGGUCGGCUAGCACCAGCAGUUUCCAGACUGCCAUCAUGAUCCACCACAGUAGAGACUCCGAACAGAAACAGUGGGCGGAGACACAGGUUCUAGUGUUGACUGGGGCAGCCCGACUUUUCCAGUCCUGGUGGCCGGUCCUGGUGAGUCUCAGUGGAUUUGAGAAGGCAUGGACCACCUUUCUACUCUCUCUCAAGAACUGUGCCUGUAACUCUAGCAGUGAGGUUUCCAUAGCAGCUAUCAAGAGUUUCCACAUUGUAGUGGAUCCCCAGUCCACCACCUCUUCUGUUGCCGACCCAACACCCACUUCCACUACCGAACCACCCCCUGAUAAUGUAAGGGGCGGUCAGACAAAUGAAGAACAGUCGGCAAUUUGGACCAGAGCAUGGCAGGCCUGGGAGAGCGUUGGCAAGCAAAUGGUAUCUGAUAAAUUACCAGGGGUGGAGAAAUUCCGUUCAGCCAUCCAAACUCAGCAUCAAAAUGAGCGAAUGUUUCUCAACAGCUUACCUACACAAGCGUUUCUCAACCAUUUCUUAGAAGUGUUUCCACAUGUUUUCUCUCAUCUAAAACCGCAUUUCACUGAAGCUAAUCUUGAAAUGUUGUGUCAGAUACUCACCUCUGCCCUCUCAAUGCCGGCCACAAGAGAUGUCUCUCCUUUUCUUGUUCCAUCAAGCAACGAGAGUUUGAUGACGUCAGUUCAUAAGCUAGUUUUACGAUCGUUAGGGGCUGUCUUUACAGAAGAUGACAUUUUUGAGCCUCCAAAAGAACCAGUUGAGGGAUCGUUGCUCACUAAACGAAAAUCAGACCAAAUUGAUAUGACAAAAGCCAUCAAAUUGAACAGUGACUGUGAAUUGGCCCUUCUCUACCCACGUAUUUUAUCACAGUUGUUGGACUAUUUUUCUUACGCUACGAAACUCCCUGAUCUGAUUGCCGCUACGAGUGGCAUACCCCCAGUGAAAUUACCAGUGAUGGUUGUUAACAUGGUUCCAGUCAGUGUGGGUGCUCUGUGUUUGGCUGUGAAAUUGUACAGGGCAUGUGUGACAGAGAAGGUGCCACUACCGGACAACAUGUCAGAGAUGUUUCUAAAGGCCUUGCACAUGCCUCUCAAGCUGAAGCACAACUGUUUGUCUCCCGUUGUCUGGGUGCAGAGUUUGAAUGCCCUUCUGCUAAUUUUAGAGACUGCCCUACCAAGUGGUAACAAAGCGAACAGUCCGUUCUGGCUCCAGCUGGCAACAGUGCUCGAAGACUUCCUCUUCAAUGAAAGUGCUGAAGGUAUGAACCUGACUCCCGAAAAGAUUAGAGAAUGUGAAGCAAUGGAUAUCAAGGUUAUUGAGUUACUAAAGAGUAGGGUCCUUACGACCCCAGCAAAAGCCCCAAGGGAGUUUCUGGACCACUUUACGUCCAUUCUCAACAGAGGUUCCAUACACUCGGCGACUGACCAACUAGAUGGAGAAGGUGCUCACUGUGGUGUUGUGUUCAGAGAGCACUUUGCCAGGGUGUGUUUUGAGGCUCUCUUACAGUUUUCGUUCGUCAGCACCAAAGACAACCAAAUGGCUCCGGACUCUACUAAUCAGGGUGCCCUUAAGGCGUUGUUGGUGAGGAGUGAGGAGGUCCUGAGCAGGUUCGUCAACGAUGAGAGGCUCUCUGGGUCAUGUCCCCUACCGAGGACUCGAAUGAGCGAAGUUGCUUUAGUGUUAAAGUCAGUCACUAUUCUAAUUUCUACACUGAAAGAGGCUCGAAAGACAUCAACAAACAUUGACCACAGCAUUUGGAUUGGAGUUGCGAGGUUGUACCCUGCUCUGGUGCAGUGUGUGACGUGUCACUCUCAGGAAGUAAGGGCAGCGUUAAGAGAAGCACUUCAUCAAUUCACUGAUCUCAUCCAGGAACAAUCUUAAGAUCACCUGCAAGUUUGUUUUCUAUCUUGUGUUUUAUUAAAAGUUAAGGAUUAUAUCUGAUCAAUUUCUUUAAACUUUGUUCAGCAUAAUUAUUAUAAUUAUACCGUACAUGUAAAGUGAUUAAUACAUGUAAGAGUCAUGACCAUGCAAUUGUCUCUGGUAUGGUUGCUUAUAAUAUUCAUUGUGCUCAUG